Vanessa tameamea is the source of this 647-nucleotide messenger RNA. RefSeq names its product large ribosomal subunit protein mL49 (gene mRpL49). The coding region runs from base 22 to 603 and encodes 193 amino acids. The record is from RefSeq and is a predicted model, not a curated record. Gene Ontology annotation, molecular function: structural constituent of ribosome. Gene Ontology annotation, cellular component: ribosome; mitochondrial large ribosomal subunit. Gene Ontology annotation, biological process: translation. The transcript has 2 exons. Lineage: Eukaryota; Metazoa; Arthropoda; Insecta; Lepidoptera; Nymphalidae.
UCGCUCUAUUCGCUAUUCAAAAUGGCGACCGUGUGGCGUUCACAGUGCGCGUUUGCACGUUUUUUUGUCGGAAAAACCGGGCGGAUCCUGAACAACGCUGCAGAUUUGGGUAUAAAACUUACACCAGAGUCAAUAUCGGUAUCUACAACGAGGAGCUAUUCUAACUAUUCACAUUCACCACUUGUCAAAAAAAUCAAAGAACAGUAUGAUUUUGAAAUAGAAAAAAAUCCUCCUGAAUGGGCAUAUGUAGAACGUCUUUUGCCCUUAGAAAUAAUUCCUCCAGUACAACCUAAAGAAACCUAUCCAUCUGGAUGGAUUCCACCAAAGGAAGAAGCAAAGGAUCUACCAUAUUUUAUGCCAAGAACCAAAAAUCAUGAGUUGCCAAUAUAUCUCGUUAUCACCCAUAAAGGACAACGAAAAGUAUCGAUGUUGAGAAAAAUAGAAGGUGAUAUUUGGUUAAUGAACGACUUAAUAAAAGAACACUUACAAAAAAAUUUUAACCGUUACAUAGAAACGAGAGUGCAUGAAUUAGGUAGAUUUAUUGAAGUAAAGGGAGAUUUUGUAAACUCAUUACGAGAAUGGGCCUACUCUAAAGGUUUCUAAAAAUAUAUAUAAAUGUAGUUUGUUAAAAAUAAAAUUUAAAUAGA